AUGCGCCUUCCGCCUCCUGCUGCGCUGGGUUUCCUGUUACUGCUGCUGUCGCUGCUGCCUGCAGCUAAAGUCACCAAGAAAUUGACGCCCUGCGCGAGGUGCCAGGAGCUGGUGGACAAGUUUAAUCAGGGCAUGGUGGACACAGCGAAGAAAAACUUUGGUGGAGGGAACACUGCGUGGGAGGAAAAGUCAUUGUCCAAGUAUGAGUUCAGUGAGGUCCGCCUGGUGGAGAUCCUCGAGGGCCUAUGUGACAGCAGCAACUUCGAGUGCAACCAGAUGCUGGAGGAGCAGGAGGGGCACCUGGAAGCCUGGUGGCUGCAUCUGCAGAAGCAGUCCCCGGAUUUGUUCCAGUGGUUCUGCGUGGAGACGCUGAAGGUCUGCUGUCCUGCUGGGACUUAUGGGCCCGACUGUCUGGCAUGCCCGGGCGGCGCUGAGAGGCCCUGCAGCGGGAACGGCCACUGCAGUGGGGACGGCAGCCGACAGGGGGAUGGGUCCUGCCAGUGCUAUAUGGGGUACCGUGGGGCGCUGUGCAGAGACUGCAUGGACGGCUACUUCAGUGCAGCACGGAACGACACACACAGCGUGUGCACAGUCUGUAAUGAGGCCUGUAAGACGUGCACUGGCCCCAGCAGCGGGGACUGCGCCGAGUGCGAGGUCGGCUGGGCCCGCAAACAGGACACCUGUGUCGACAUAAACGAGUGUGAAGAAGAGGCGUCUCCGUGCAGCGAGAGCCAGUACUGCAAGAACGUCCCUGGCUCCUACACGUGCGAAGAGUGCGACUCGACGUGCGUGGGCUGCACGGGCGAAGGCCCUGGGAGGUGCGUCGCGUGUGUCCCUGGCUACACCAAGGACGAGACUGGCCAGUGCUCAGACAUAGACGAGUGCUCACAGACAGAAAAGCCGUGUGCUCGGGAAAAUGAGAACUGCUACAACACCCCAGGGAGCUUUGUCUGCGUGUGCCCUGAUGGCUACAAGGAGACCGAUGCCGCCUGUGUGCUGACAGCCGAGGGCGAAACACAAGAAGAAAACGCAACACAGCCCCUGCCCCACGAAGACUUAUAA
Messenger RNA from Orycteropus afer afer, 1062 nucleotides. NCBI's taxonomy places the organism in Eukaryota, Metazoa, Chordata, Mammalia, Tubulidentata, Orycteropodidae. The record is from RefSeq and is a predicted model, not a curated record.